Molecule: messenger RNA, 1173 nt
Organism: Arxiozyma heterogenica
Lineage: Eukaryota; Fungi; Ascomycota; Saccharomycetes; Saccharomycetales; Saccharomycetaceae
Gene: RAD27
Product: multifunctional nuclease RAD27
Exons: 1
Coding region: 1-1173 (390 amino acids)
Cellular component (GO): nucleus; cytoplasm
Molecular function (GO): DNA binding; 5'-3' exonuclease activity; 5'-flap endonuclease activity
Source: RefSeq, a predicted model, not a curated record
AUGGGUAUUAAAGGAUUGAAUGCCAUAGUUAUGGAAAAUGCUCCCUUGGCUAUUCGCAAAAGUGACAUCAAAUCCUUUUUUGGAAGGAAAGUGGCCAUCGACGCAUCUAUGUCCCUAUACCAGUUUCUGAUAGCAGUUAGACAAAAUGAUGGUACUCAACUGCUGAAUGACAACGGUGAGACUACUUCACAUCUUAUGGGAAUCUUCUAUAGAACCCUGCGAAUGAUAGACAACGGUAUCAAGCCGGUAUAUGUGUUUGAUGGGAAACCUCCGGUCCUUAAAAAAUUCGAAUUGGAUAAACGGUCAGAGAGACGUAAGGAAACAGAACUGAAAUUGGCUGAGGCCACAGACUUGAACGAAAAGAUCAAGCAGGAACGUCGGCUGGUCAAAGUCACAAAACAACACAACGACGAGGCCAAACAUCUCUUGAAACUCAUGGGGAUCCCCUACGUCGAGGCUCCCAGUGAAGCUGAGGCCCAGUGUGCAGAAUUGGCCAAGGCUGGUAAAGUCUAUGCUGCUGCAAGUGAAGAUAUGGACACCCUUUGUUACAGAACACCUUAUCUUUUACGACAUCUUACUUUCUCUGAAGCGAAAAAGGAACCCAUACAGGAAUUGGACACGGAAAAAAUUUUACAGUCGCUGGACCUGUCCAUAGAACAAUUUAUAGACUUGGGUAUAUUACUAGGUUGUGACUAUAUAGAGAGUAUUAAGGGAAUCGGUCCUGUUACCGCACUGAAAUUAAUAAAAGAGCAUGGAUCUCUCGAUUCUAUAGUCAAAUAUAUACAGGAAAAUAACAACAACAACAGCAGCAGCAGCAGUGGUAAUAGCAACGAGGGGAAGUGUAAAUGGAAGAUACCAGAUAAUUGGCAGUACAAUGAAGCACGCCAGUUGUUUUUGGAACCUGAAGUGAUACCUGCAAAAGAUAUCAACUUGAAAUGGUUGCCACCAGAUGAAGAAGGAUUGAUUAAAUAUCUUUGUGGAGAGAAAUUGUUUAAUGAGGACCGUGUUAAAAAUGGUAUACAAAGAUUGAGAAAGGGACUUAAAAAUGGUACUCAGGUUAGAUUGGAUGGAUUCUUCAAAGUAGUACCAAAAACAAAAGAAGAAUUAGAAAAGGCUAAUCAAAGAGCUAAAGCACAAUUGAAAAAAAAUAAAAUCACUAAAAAGAGACGUUGA